UCAAAGGAUGCAAACUGCCCUAAAAAAAGGAAGAAGAAGCAGCAUAGAUGGAGGAAGAAGACAUAACAGUCACCCUGCAGCAGAGAGCAUGAGUUAACGACAUUGAUCUACAGACAUGUCUGCAGGUUGUGUGAGGUGGCUGCUAAGCCGCACAGUGAGAGCUGUGUGUGGCGGCAGCCCUGGCUGCCGGACACCGUCAUCGAGAUUUACCGUAUGCAGCGAAAGAGCCAACAUCAUCGCUUCCUCCUGGAGGUGGUCUCCGUUCUCCACUGCUGAAAGCGACACAGAGGCGACUCCACAGAAGAAGAAGAAGCAGGAUCCCCGAGCUCACGCCACGAUCAGUACUGUCGGCCGCAAGAUCCCGCACCGUCUGAUACAGGUGAUAAGCGACACGGGCGAGAACCUGGGCGUCAUGCACCGCGCACAAGUGAUUCAAAUCAUGGACAAGGAGGGUCUCAAACUGGUGGUGCUCAGUGAACACAAAGAUCCUCCAGUCUACAGGCUGAUGAGCGGCAAACAAGUCCAUGAAGAGCAGCUGAAACUACGGGAGAAACUGAAAGCCAGACCACCCCCCGUGCAGGUGAAAGAGCUCACGUUUACAACUGGCAUCGCAGCUCACGACCUCACCACCAAGCUGAAACAAGUGGAGAGCUGGCUGGAGAAGAAGCACCACAUUCGGAUGACUCUGAAAUCAGGACGAGGGCAGACAGCAGCCAACCUGGACACGACUCUGGAGGAGAUGGUGCAACAAAUGGGGGUGAUGGUUGGAUUCGUUUCAAAGCCAAAAGUCGUACGUGACGGUCGAGCAGCCAUGUGCGUCCUCCGACCGCCUUCAGCGAAGGAACUGUCACAAAAGGGGAAAAAAGAGACGGCGACAUCGCAGACUGACAACGCAACUCCGAGCAAAACUGUCAGCAACACUGACACAACAGAAGAGACUUUACAGCAGUGAUCAGAUGGAAAUAAACAUUUUUCACAAAGAGUGUCAGAGUUUGGUGUAAGUUCGAUGUGUAAUUAUGAUGCGUCCAGCUAAAGGGGCCGUUAGUCCUUGGAAGGUGGCAGAGCUGCGGUGGUACCAGAACAUUCUCGUGUAUGUGUUGAAUGAAGAUCUUAUUUUUUUGGUGAAUGAAUAAAUGUUUCGACGCCAUUUUCAGUUGUAAUACACCUGUACUGGAUAAUGUCAUCAGCUAAAUAACAGCAUGUUGUCCUGACGCCUAAGCUAUGGGGCAACACAGGUGUUUUUUUUUUUAAAUGGGACCUGUCAAGUCAUUUUCACCAUAAAUGUGGAUAUAAAAUCAUGAAUUUGCCUCAAUCUGUACGACAUACAACACCCUCUAUUCUCAGACACUCAAUUCAGAUCAGGAAAAAGUAAAAAAGAAAUCCUUUUAACAGUGGAAAAAAUGGAAGAAAGGAAGAGCAGGAACAACCAAGGAGGGAUGUUGUGAAUCGUGACACGUUCUUGUCAAAUAAAAUCCAGUCUUUCGGUAACACAGUGGCAGUGAAAGUAAGGCAGCGACCAAGAGCUACAACGUUCCUGCAUCAAGUUGGUUGCAUUUUUCUCUCCCUCGUUUCUUAUCAUCUCUCCACUGUUUGUCCCCAAAAUGCUCCUUAGCUUCAAAAUACAAAUAGGUGAUGAAUUAAAGCAACAUUAUGUAACUUUUCUACCAUAAAAUAACAAUACAAUGACUUAUAAUCAGGUGAAUUCACUCUGCGAACUGCACAUCUGUUCUCACACUAUGUAACUUCGUGAUCCGGGUACGAUCAUCCACGAGAAGUACGUAACACUUUUAGGGCACUAAAUCACACACCACUACAACUAUUUCACUGAUUUUAUGGAGAAAAUUAUGGAGUAUAGAGUGAAAAUAUAGUGUUGUACCACGUGAAUAAGUUGUUUUCAGGGGGGAAAUGGAAUGGGAAGGGAAUACAACGCUUUUUUGACUCUGACAAUUCACAGGAACUUUUUCAGGUAAAGGAUGAUCAGCUGAAGGUGUGUGAACCACUUGAUGACAUGAAGAUAUCAAACCAACACCAGUGUGUAUCUUUCUCUGCUUUAUUUGAGAUUUAUCUUUAUGUUUUUGGUAAAAAACAAAAAUAAAAGCAAAUUUUGGCGUACAGAUAUACAUUCACUUGUCACAGAUAAAUGUGUUUGCUUGACUUGAAGGGUCAGUUCCACACUUUUAUCAACACCUUUCUCUCAACAGUAGAGAUACUGUCUUGGAACUUUUUUUUUUUUUGUGUGUGUGUUUUUAAACUAGAGUCAUACUUUUCCUAUACAUAAAAAGAGAACUCAAAAACAAAAACACCUUAAGGCCCAAAAAAAUAAAAUCUUUUCUAGAUUGUGUUAGAAAAAAAAAAAAA
Messenger RNA from Larimichthys crocea (large yellow croaker), 2358 nucleotides. RefSeq names its product mitochondrial translational initiation factor 3 (gene mtif3). Gene Ontology annotation, cellular component: mitochondrion. Gene Ontology annotation, biological process: mitochondrial translational initiation; ribosome disassembly. Gene Ontology annotation, molecular function: ribosome binding; translation initiation factor activity. NCBI's taxonomy places the organism in Eukaryota, Metazoa, Chordata, Actinopteri, Sciaenidae. The coding region runs from base 116 to 952 and encodes 278 amino acids. The record is from RefSeq and is a predicted model, not a curated record. The transcript is spliced from 4 exons.